This is a messenger RNA of Asparagus officinalis (garden asparagus), 1148 nucleotides long. RefSeq lists its product as uncharacterized. The transcript has 4 exons. The annotation marks the transcript as partial. NCBI's taxonomy places the organism in Eukaryota, Viridiplantae, Streptophyta, Magnoliopsida, Asparagales, Asparagaceae. The record is from RefSeq and is a predicted model, not a curated record.
AUGGCCGCCGAUGACUUGAUUUGCAUGGUGUCUUUAGGCGAGAAUGCCAUAUUUAUGAAGCUAAUGUCGACAACAAGCUUUUAUGAACUGAAAUAUGGUGUGGCUGAAAGAUUGAAAGUACCUAAAGAAUCUUUUUCCCUGAUAUAUAAAUCUGAGAGGCACCCCAACCUGAGUUUUUCGGUUGAGAACGAAGCUGACCUGAAGUGCAUGUUGGAGCACAAUCGAAAUAUUGGUUGUACGGAGAUUCAUAUGCAGGCUGCUGUUAAUGUAGAGUGUUCCACGUCAGGGAAGAAUCAGAAAGAUAUUAGGGAAAUGGAUGCCUAUUUGAAUUCAGAUUAUAGUUGUCCUACUCGACAUAAUGCAUCCAAUUCAGAGAGAAUCCAAACUGAUUUUCCGUCUGGUGAGGUUGUAAUGAGGGCUGAUGAUAUUCUCAAUAACACUUCGAGCAUUCCUCAAUGGUGGCACACAGCAUUAACUGAAAAGGGGCAACAAUUUGAAACCGUAACUGAAUUGAGACUAGCUUUGCAAUACUAUUCCAUCGCCAAAAAAUUUGAAUAUGAAUUUGUAAAGAAUGAACCCAAACGUAUCCGCGUUUGUUGUCGAUAUAAGGAGACGUAUGGAUGCCCUUGGAUGCUCUAUGCAGCUCCUGUUAAAAAUGAUAAAAGAAUGGAAAUCAAAAGGUUUGUGAAUGAACACAGUUGCGGACAACAUUCUAGCUUGUCAGGGCAAUCACGGGCAUCUCGCAAGUUCAUAGCAGCCCAAUUGCGACCGGUAUUAAAGGCACGACCUGAAAUCCGCCCAAUUGAUGUGCAAAAGGACUUCCUCACUCGUUUUGGAUUGAGACUUGAAUACAGUAAGAUAUGGUGGGCCAAAGAAAGAGCGCAGCAAGAUAUGUAUGGUGAUAGCUAUGAGGCUUAUGAUCAAUUAAGAUGCGGCAUUGUUGUACAGGGUUUCUUAAAUGGCUGUAGACCCCUUUUAUUUUUGGAUGGGACCUUUUUGAAAGACAGAUAUAAAGGCAUGCUUCUAAGCACCAUAGCCUAUGACGGAGACCGAGGGAUAUUUCCACUUGCGUAUUGUAUAUGUGAUCAAGAAAAUAUUGAUAAUUGGAGAUGGUUCCUACAAGGCCUGUGGUCCAUACUGUAUGAAAG